CCUGUUUCACUUGCCAGUGAGUAUAAGUGAGGGAAACAAGUACAUUAUUGUGGGGAAAAUAAACAGACUAAGAAAGUGAGCACACUGAGGUAAAGGAUCGCGAAAAAUUUAGAGUGAAGAUCAGUGGAAAUUCGCGGGUAGUGGAUAAGUGCUGGCAACUGCUGUUUCGUGACCGUCAUACAAGAUGUGUUUAGGGCGGGUGUUGACGGCUGUGGUACUCCUAACAGCUGCUAGGGGCGCCUCCAUCACACAGGAAGCGCUGAGAGGACACCAGGUAUGGGAGGUUAGCGGCGGUCUUGUUCCACAGCACCUGGUGAUGACUGGCUUGGUGGACCCUCUGGAUCACUCUGGACCUUCACGCUCCAUUAGGGUCGCUCCUGAGUUUGCCAGCAAGGUGAAGGAAUCCCUACACCGAGCUGACCUCACCUACCGGAUCCUUGUCCAUGACCUUUCCACUUACCUAGAGGAGGAGGAGGUACGAGAAGGAAGGUCAAGGCGGGACGCAGAAAACAUCACCUGUACCUGCUCGUCCUGCCUUGAGCCACUACACUCACAGUACAUGAGCUUCUGUCAGAUAGAGAGGUUCCUGGCAGACAUGGCACAAACCUACCCCGACAGGAUCAAUGUAACUUCCAUUGGCAAGUCGGUUGAGGGCCGCGAUAUUUGGCUGGCUCACCUUAAACCCACGAACCCAUUGGACAAAUCCAUCUGGGUGGAGGCUGGCCUGCAUGCCCGGGAGUGGAUCUCGCCAGCUGUGGCUCUGCACCUCAUCCACCGCCUGAUCCACAACUCAUCCAUGGCUGGAAUAGAUGCCUUUAUCAUACCGAUGGCCAACCCAGAUGGUUAUGUCUACACUUGGACUACCAAUCGUUUCUGGAGAAAGAACCGCAGGAUUUUGGCCAGUAAUUGUGAUGGGGUUGACCUCAACCGCAACUGGGAUUUCCAUUUUGGUGUGGGCGCCUCCACUGAUCCUUGCAGCGAAGUGUACAAAGGACCAUCUGCCUUUUCUGAACCGGAGACUCGGGCUCUACGUGAUGCUAUGCUGAAAGAGAAAGAUAAUAUGGUGCUGGUGUUGGCUCUACACAGUUUUGGACAGAACCUGCUGUACCCGUGGGGCUGGUCCAAAACUGUCCAAGCACCUGGCAGGGAUGAGCUCAUCGCCACAGGAAAAGUGUUCACUUUCGCUGCCAGGAAGGCCACAGAUGUGAAAUACAAUGUAAUAAACUCUGCUGGAGACUUUUAUUUUGCAUCUGGGGCCACUGAUGACUGGGCCUUGGGGAUGCUCAAGACCAAGUACGCAUACACACUGGAGCUGAGGGACAAGGGGACUUGGGGCUUCUCCCUUCCAUCAGAUAACAUCGCUGACUGCAGCGAGGAAGUGUGGCAGGGACUCAACGCUAUGGUCAACGAUAUUGUCUCUUAAAAUUUUAGCUAUCUCAUAUAUAUAUAUAUAUAUAU
This is a messenger RNA of Homarus americanus (American lobster), 1458 nucleotides long. RefSeq names its product carboxypeptidase B-like. Gene Ontology annotation, biological process: proteolysis. The transcript is spliced from 6 exons. Gene Ontology annotation, molecular function: metallocarboxypeptidase activity; zinc ion binding. Lineage: Eukaryota; Metazoa; Arthropoda; Malacostraca; Decapoda; Nephropidae. The coding region runs from base 185 to 1423 and encodes 412 amino acids. The record is from RefSeq and is a predicted model, not a curated record.